Daucus carota subsp. sativus is the source of this 2772-nucleotide messenger RNA. RefSeq names its product inactive protein kinase SELMODRAFT_444075. Lineage: Eukaryota; Viridiplantae; Streptophyta; Magnoliopsida; Apiales; Apiaceae. The transcript is spliced from 9 exons. The record is from RefSeq and is a predicted model, not a curated record. Gene Ontology annotation, biological process: protein phosphorylation. The coding region runs from base 223 to 2259 and encodes 678 amino acids. Gene Ontology annotation, molecular function: protein kinase activity; ATP binding.
UUCCUUUCACUUUCUUCCCCACUUUCUCUUUUGGUUCUUGUCUUUUGUUUCCUUCUCUCAUCAUGUCAUGCAAAACCCAUAAACAAAUAUUGCUUUCAGUUAUUUGCAUUGUUUGGGCAGUUGGGUCACUUUUGAAUUGAGGUUUCAAGGCCAAGAUUAUAAGUAUAUUGUUAGUUUGUUUGGUUUUGUUGUUGUUGGCUAGUCUUAGCAGAUUGGUGUUUCAUGUUUGCUGAUUUUAGGAUGGAAAAGACUAGUGAAGAGAGGGGUUUGGAUGGAAUGGAGAGAGUUGUGCUUGUGGCUGUGAAAGCAAGUAGAGAGAUUUCGAGGAAUUCUUUGGUCUGGGCUUUGACACAUAUUGUGCAUCCAGGGGAUUGUGUGAAGCUGCUUGUGGUAGUUCCUGUCCAGACCUCAAGUCGGAAGUUAUGGAGUUUUGGAAGGUUUGGUACGGAUUGUGCAGGUAGUCCCUGGAAGUCUCUUUCAGGAACGAUGGAUCAAAAGGAUGAUAUAUCAGUAUUGUGCACUGAGAUGAUGCUUCAACUCCGUAAUAUAUAUGACAUAAAUAAGAUAAAUAUCAAGGUGAAAGUCAUCUCUGGCUCUUCAGGUGGAGUAGUAGCAGCCGAAGCCAAGAUAGCUCCAACACACUGGGUUGUAUUGGACAAACAACUUAAGAAGGAGGCUAAAUAUUGCAAGGAACAACUUGCAUGCAAUCUUGUGGUGAUGAAAAGAUCUCGAGCGAAGGUGCUUCGUUUAAAUUUGGUUGAAUUAUCUAAGGUGGAAAGUAACGAGCUCUCUGGGUCAGAUUCAUGUACAGAGCAUCUAAAUAAUAAAUGUAGCAUUUGGACCACAACUAGAGUGCCAAAUGUAACUCCAUCAAGCAGUCCAGAUCAUUCAUCUUUCUCAGUGACUGAUACCGGAACAUCGUCAUUGUCAAGCUUAGAUCGAAGUAGCCCUCCAUUCGUAAUAGCUGAUAUGAAUUGGGAUCGAAAGAAAGACAGUUUCUCAUAUUCUGAAGGACAAGACAGCCUUGAAGAGUUGGACUCUGAUAUAGAAAGUGAAAAGCUAAGUUCUCCAUCAACAAGUGUGUAUUUCCAACCUUGGACUCAAGAUGCUCUCAGUUCCUCUGGUGAAGUUUUGAAGUGUCUUGCAGAAAAUUCACAAAUAUCUGGUGAUAAGGCUGUAGGUUCGAUGUCUGCAGCCUUGCAGGAAAAAUUCUCUGGCCUUGACAAAUACCAUAAAGUGAAUGUGCUGUCAGACAGGCAUAAUCAAUACUGCAGUAGCAAUUUAAGGGAAACAAUAUCAUUUAGAAAAAAUGCCCUUGCCGAACCUCCUCCACUCUGUUCGAUAUGUCAGCAUAAAGCACCUGUAUUUGGAAAACCUCCCAAGUGGUUUACCUAUGCAGAGCUUCAAUAUGCCACAGAUGGGUUUUCUGAGGCCAAUUUCUUAGCUGAAGGCGGGUUCGGUUCAGUUUACAGAGGUGUCUUAUCAGAAGGACAGGUGGUUGCAGUCAAACAGCAUAAAAUAGCUAGUUCUCAGGGUGACCAGGAAUUUUGUGCAGAGGUGGAAGUAUUAAGCUGUGCACAACAUCGUAAUGUUGUACUGCUGAUUGGAUUUUGUGUUGAUGAUGAUAGAAGAUUGCUAGUAUAUGAAUAUAUAUGCAAUGGAUCUUUAGAUCAUCAUCUUUAUGGGCGGAAUCAGGAUGCUAUAAAAUGGUCGGCACGGCAGAGAAUUGCAGUUGGCGCUGCCCGAGGAUUAAGAUAUCUUCAUGAAGAAUGUAGAGUUGGCUGUAUUGUUCAUCGUGAUAUGAGGCCAAACAAUAUUCUCCUGACUCAUGACUUUGAACCAUUGGUUGGCGAUUUUGGACUAGCUAAGUGGCAGCCGGAAAGAGACACAGGCGUGGAAACAAGAGUGAUCGGAACAUUUGGGUAUUUGGCACCAGAAUAUGCCCAAACUGGUGAAGUUACUGAAAAGGCUGAUGUCUACUCUUUUGGGGUUGUAUUGGUUGAACUCAUCACUGGACGAAAGGCUAUCGAUCUUAACCGGCCUAAGGGCCAACAGUCUCUCACAGAAUGGGCACGUCCUUUAUUAGCUGAGAAGGCUGUAUCAGAAUUGAUUGAUCCACGCAUCAGAAACUGCUAUGCGGAGCAAGAAUUAUUGUCCAUGUUACAUUGUGCUUCCUUGUGCAUUCGCCAAGAUCCUCAUUCAAGGCCUUGUAUGUCUCAGGUGCUCCAAAUCCUUGAAAGAGACAAUUUUAUGAAGUAGACUACAGUAGGAAGAUGGUAUGGAAAUUGUACAAUAUGUAGACUGACGAGGCCAGGAGCCGCAUGAACAAUGGGUCAAUCUUUUGUGGAAGCAAAAAAUGAAGUUGAAAGUUGGAAUCUCCUGCUAUUCAGCUAAAGUGCGAGCAAAUAUACCUGAAGUGCAAGCAAAUACACCAAGUUGCUGACAUAUUAGAAAAAUGAUAUUACUAAUGGAAUUUUCAGUUCUAUAAUUAAAUGAUUUGCGAAACUUACAAGGGUCCUUGAAAAGGAGGUAAUGGUUAAUUGCUAAAAAGACGCGAAGAAUCCCCACAUAUUUCACUGCAAAUAAUUGAAGUUUUUUGUAUAGAGCUCUAAGUUUCAUUUCUAUGAGCUAUACUUGUUCUUUUUGUCAGAGGUGAUAUUGAUGCCAAUUUUAUAUAGCAAGCACCAUAACAAAAGGUGAGAUUGUUUUAAGGUUGAAUGAUCUUAAUGUGGCUCGGAAAUUUAAAUGGUAGUUUCAAGUAAUAAUGUUCAA